Messenger RNA from Ostreococcus tauri, 924 nucleotides. Its product is annotated as Fibrillarin. NCBI's taxonomy places the organism in Eukaryota, Viridiplantae, Chlorophyta, Mamiellophyceae, Mamiellales, Bathycoccaceae. Gene Ontology annotation, cellular component: nucleolus; box C/D methylation guide snoRNP complex; small-subunit processome. The transcript is spliced from 3 exons. Bases 1 to 924 code for a protein of 307 amino acids. The record is from RefSeq and is a predicted model, not a curated record. Gene Ontology annotation, molecular function: histone H2AQ104 methyltransferase activity; rRNA methyltransferase activity; RNA binding. Gene Ontology annotation, biological process: box C/D sno(s)RNA 3'-end processing; rRNA methylation.
AUGCGCGCACCGAUGGGACGAGGCGGUGGCCGCGGCGGUUUUUCGCCCGGCGGCCGAGGCCGCGGCGGACGCGAUGGCGGACGAGGCGGUGGACGCGGUGGCGGACGCGGUGGUGGACGCGGUGGCCCCGGCGGACGCGGCGGUGGACGCGGCGGUGGACGUGGCGGACGCGGCGGUGGACGCGGCGGACGCGGCGGCAUGAAGGGCGGGUCGAAGGUUGUCGUCGAGAAGCACCGCCACGAGGGCGUUUUCGUCGCUCGCGGGAAGGAAGACGCGCUCGUGACGAGAAAUAUGGUCGUCGGUGAAAGCGUCUACGGUGAGAAGCGCAUCUCCGUCGACGAGGCGGACGGCACGAAGACGGAAUACCGCGUUUGGAAUCCGUUCAGGUCGAAGAUUGCCGCGGGCAUCCUCGGCGGUUUGGACAACAUUCACAUCGCUCCGGGCACGAAGCUCUUGUAUCUUGGUGGCGCUUCUGGUACCACGGUCUCUCACUGCUCCGAUCUCGUCGGUCCGGAGGGCACCGUUUACGCCGUCGAAUUCUCUCACCGCUCUGGUCGCGACUUGGUCAACAUGGCGAAGAAGCGCACCAACGUCAUUCCGAUCAUCGAGGACGCUCGUCACCCGCAAAAGUACCGAAUGUUGAUCGGUAUGGUUGAUACCAUCUUCGCUGACGUGGCGCAACCCGAUCAAGCCCGUAUCGUUGGCCUGAAUGCGCAGUAUUUCCUCAAGCAAGGCGGUAACUUUAUGAUUUCCAUCAAGGCGUCGUGCAUCGACUCCACUGCCGCUCCGGAGGCCGUCUUCGCCCGUGAGGUCAAGAAGCUGCAAACGGAAGGCUUUAAGCCCAAGGAACAGUUGACGCUAGAGCCGUACGAGCGUGAUCACGCGAUGGUAACAGGGAUUUUCCGUGCGCCGAGCAAGAAAUAA